AUGCUGUUGAAAAUUGUUCAGGUGUCUCUCCGUAAAUGUUUGUGCUUUCUCCUAAUUGUUUAUGGAAUUGCUGCGUUUAACCUGGAUUUGGAGAAAACAACUAUAUACAACGGACCCGAGGGAAGUUAUUUUGGAUACUCAAUAGAUUUCUAUCGCCCAACACAAGACAGAAACACUAUGUCCGUCUUGAUUGGGGCUCCCAAGGCGAACACCUCCCAGCCGGGAAUAGUGGAGGGCGGCGCGGUGUACUACUGCCCCUGGCCGGCCCCCGACUCUGACUCCUGCCGCCAGAUCCCCUUUGAUAAAGCCAAUAACAGGAUGAUUAAAGUGAAUGGAACGCGGGAGCCAUUGGAGUUUAAGUCUCAUCAAUGGUUUGGGGCCACAGUCAGAUCCCACAAAGGCAAAGUGGUGGCCUGUGCUCCUCUGUAUCACUGGAGAACGGUGAAGGUGAACAGUGAAAUGGAUCCGGUCGGAACCUGUUACGUCGCUGUGCAGAACUUCAGUGCUUAUGCGGAGUACUCACCCUGCAGAACCAACAAUCCGGACCCUGAAGGCCAAGGUUUUUGUCAGGCUGGUUUCAGUGUGGACUUCACCAAGGAGGGGACUCUAGUGGUGGGAGGUCCUGGAAGUUUCUACUGGCAAGGUCAGGUGAUGACUGCAGGAGUGGCUGAAAUACUAAAUGGUUAUUCUCUGAAGACCAUCCUCAGAAAAGUUCAAGGAGAGAAACAAACGGCAGCUGCAGCAGACACUUAUGAUGACAGCUAUCUGGGCUACUCUGUGACGGUAGGAGAGUUCACUGGAGACUCUGAACAAGAGCUUGUAGCAGGCGUCCCUCGAGGAGCACAGAACUUUGGAUAUGUCGCUGUGAUCGAGGCUUCCAACUUGACCUUCAUUCAGAACUUCACAGGAGAGCAGAUGGCGUCUUAUUUUGGCUACACGGUAGCAGUGACAGAUGUCAACAGUGACGGGUUGGACGAUGUGCUUGUGGGAGCCCCUCUCUUCAUGGACAGGGAGUUUGAGAGUAAACCCCGUGAGGUGGGCCGGGUGUAUCUCUACCUGCAGGAGGACACCUUCCUUUUCUCCAAAGCCGUCACCCUCACCGGCAUACACCUGUUCGGACGCUACGGCAGCUCCAUCGCCCCUCUGGGAGACCUCAACCAGGACGGCUAUCAAGAUGUGGCGAUCGGGGCUCCGUUUGCGGGGGAGGAGCGAGGAGGGAGAGUCUUUAUCUAUAACGGGCAGAGGGACGGGCUGAGGCUGGAGGCCUCUCAGGUCCUCAGUGGAUCCUGGGCGUCGUCUGCAGUCCCGCCCGGUUUUGGCUUCACCUUACGCGGAGACUCAGACCUGGACAACAACCAGUACCCCGAUUUGAUUGUUGGGGCUUUUGGAGUUGGCAAAGUUGUUGCAUAUAGGGCGAGACCGGUGGUUACCGUGGAUACUCAGUUGAUCCUAACACCCACAAUCUUCAACCCAGAGGACAAGUCCUGUCAAAUGCUCGACUCUGAAACCAUGGUAACCUGUCUACGUGUGGACGUCUGUGCUAAGGUGUCCGGCAUUGGAAUCCCUGACUAUGUUGCUCUGCAGAUGGAUCUUCAGCUGGACUGGCUUAAACAGAGAGGGGCAGUAAAGAGAAUUCUGUUCCUGGACUCCCUCCAGCACCACCGGAACCAGCUCCUGGUUCUGGGCACCCGGGACCGCCAGAAAUGCCAGAGUUUCACCGUCUACCUUCGGAAUGAGGAUGAGUUUCGGGAUAAGUUAAGUCCCAUCAGUGUGGCUCUGAACUACAGUUUAGAUCAGACAGCCCCGCCCCCAGGACUGGAGCUCCGCCCCAUUUUGGACCACUACAGCAAGACCUUCCACCAUGAACAGGCCUACAUUCUGUUAGACUGUGGGGAGGACAACAUGUGUAUCCCAGACCUGAAACUCUCAGCUCAAAUGGAUCGAACAGAGCUUGUGAUUGGAGAUGACAACCUUUUAAUGUUGACCAUCAAUGCAGCCAAUCACGGAGAAGGAGCCUAUGAGGCGGAGCUUCACGUCCUCCUCCCACCUGAAGCAGAUUACAUUGGAGUGGAGCGCAGGCGUGAGGACCUGCAGAAGCUGAAUUGUGAGCACAGAACAGAGAAUGAGACCAGGACAGUGGUGUGUGACCUGGGGAACCCAAUGAUGGCAGCAACCAACUUGUCAGUUGGUCUGCGGUUUUCUGUGCAGAGGCUGGAAGACGCUGAUCCUCACAUUAGCUUUGACUUACAGAUACACAGCUCCAAUAAAGAUAACUCCAAGAGUAAUCCUGUGACUUUGACUCUGAACAUCGCAGCGAAGGCACAGGUCGAUAUUCGUGGUGUGUCCCAUCCAGCUCAAGUUGUUCUGCCAUUUCCUCGCUGGGAGCCAAAGGAGAAACCAGUCAGAGAAGACGACGUUGGUCCCCAGGUCCAACACAUUUAUGAGCUCCAUAAUAACGGGCCAAGUUCUGUGAGCAGCACUGUAUUGGAGGUGGGUUGGCCCAGUCGGUUCCAUGAUGAGAAUCUGCUCUAUGCUCUGGAGGUCCUGACAGACGGCCCGGUUCACUGCCACGUCAACGGCUCCCUCAACCCUCUGGACCUGGAGAUAUCUACUCUACAGGACACUCCAGAGUUGCUGGGUUUUCUGCGGAACACUAGUGGUCCGACUCGCCACAGAAGAUCUGUGAUUACACGUCAGGGUUACAGCAGCAAAACACUGAAUUGCACUAAUAUAAACUGCCUGAUGCUGGAGUGCAUUGUGGGUCGUUUGGAUCGAGGACAAAGUGCAGUCGUUAAAAUUCGCUCGCGUCUGUGGGCACACACCUUUCUUCAGAGGCGGAACGAUCACUACGUUCUGAACUCCACCGUGGCCUUCGUGGUGACGGCUAUGCCUUACCGAAUCAAACCGCACUCUCUCCCACAGCAAACCAAAUCAAUUGGUACAUUUGUGGUGUGGGCGAUUCCGGAUGUUUCUUUUGCCAUUCCUCUGUGGGUGAUCGUUCUGGCCAUACUGCUGGGGCUACUGGUCCUAGCCAUGCUCACGCUAGCAAUGUGGAAGUGCGGUUUCUUCGACCGAGCGCGUCCGCCGAAAGACGAUGACGUGUCGGACCGGGAGCAGCUGACGGGAGGAGAAAAAUCCACAGAGGCGUGA
Molecule: messenger RNA, 3150 nt
Organism: Chanos chanos (milkfish)
Lineage: Eukaryota; Metazoa; Chordata; Actinopteri; Gonorynchiformes; Chanidae
Gene: itga8
Product: integrin, alpha 8
Exons: 30
Coding region: 1-3150 (1049 amino acids)
Biological process (GO): cell-cell adhesion; cell-matrix adhesion; integrin-mediated signaling pathway
Cellular component (GO): integrin complex; external side of plasma membrane
Molecular function (GO): integrin binding
Source: RefSeq, a predicted model, not a curated record